Terrapene triunguis (Three-toed box turtle) is the source of this 693-nucleotide messenger RNA. RefSeq names its product anterior gradient 2, protein disulphide isomerase family member (gene AGR2). The transcript has 7 exons. Gene Ontology annotation, cellular component: endoplasmic reticulum. Gene Ontology annotation, molecular function: dystroglycan binding. The coding region runs from base 1 to 522 and encodes 173 amino acids. The record is from RefSeq and is a predicted model, not a curated record. Lineage: Eukaryota; Metazoa; Chordata; Testudines; Emydidae.
AUGGAGAAGAGUUGUAUAUCUGUGUUCCUGCUGCUUGUUGCUGUCUCUUAUGCUCUGGCUAAGAACGAUGGCAAAAGGGAUACAAAAGAAGUAAAAGAGACCAAACCAAAACUGCCUCAAACUCUCUCCAGAGGGUGGGGUGAUAAUCUUAUCUGGACUCAGACCUAUGAAGAAGCGUUGUUCAGAGCCAAGACCGGCAACAAGCCCCUGAUGAUUAUCCACCAUUUAGAGGACUGCCCACACAGUCAAGCACUGAAGAAAGUAUUUGCUGAACACAAAGAAAUACAGAAAUUGGCUGAAAAGUUUGUUCUUCUGAAUCUUGUUUAUGAAACAACUGACAAACAUCUUUCACCUGAUGGCCAGUAUGUCCCUAGAGUUCUGUUUAUAGAUCCCUCCCUGACAGUUAGAGCAGAUAUUACUGGAAGAUACUCAAACCGUCUCUAUGCAUAUGAGCCUUCAGAUAUUUCAUUGUUGUAUUCAAAUAUGCAGAAAGCUCUGAAACUGCUGAAGACUGAAUUAUAAGGCAGCGGAAAAGCCCAUAUGCAGCCAAGAUGUCUGAUCUUCCCGCUCUGCUCUACUCGCUGGCAUCAGUGAAAACUUUUGAUUGAUUUUAGAAAUGCAUAGCACUGGUUUAUAUGCAUAACUAACUGUAUGGUUUUUUGUUAACACUUUUGUACUGGAUGGGAUUUUAAG